ACGAAUGAAUCAAUCCCUCUUUUGGACAACUCCGCGAACCGGCGGAACCUCCCGUCAGGACCACAAUUUAAAUUAGAUUUACAAUUUUUUGCGGCAUCUAAAAUAAAAAAAGCAAAAAAACCCACGAACGCGAUAAGAAUUACUCCCCAAAUUAGGCAGCAAAGAUUAAGAGAGUUAGAAGCAGAACUAAAAGAAACAAAAGAAAAUCUAGAACUUGCAGCACAAGUCGGACAAGGUCUUAUUGAAAUAAACGGAAACUUAAACAGAGAAAUUGAAAGAUUAAAUAAAAAUUUUUAUC
Racocetra persica is the source of this 298-nucleotide messenger RNA. The record is from the annotation of a GenBank genome assembly. NCBI's taxonomy places the organism in Eukaryota, Fungi, Glomeromycota, Glomeromycetes, Diversisporales, Gigasporaceae.